Messenger RNA from Rhipicephalus microplus (southern cattle tick), 2349 nucleotides. RefSeq lists its product as uncharacterized. The record is from RefSeq and is a predicted model, not a curated record. Lineage: Eukaryota; Metazoa; Arthropoda; Arachnida; Ixodida; Ixodidae.
AUGGGACCGGCGUAUUCAUAUGCAGGCACGGAAAACGCCGAGUUGGAUCGUUGCUUUCAGCUCCACCAUCUGAAGGCGGCCCUGUCCAAAAUGAAACGAGGCACAGCGCCAGGUCGGCAUCGAGUGACGGUUCGGCUCCUAGCCAACCUCCCUGACUCGGCGUACAUUCACCUCCUCGACUACUUCAAUCAGAUCUGGGAGGGGCGCGAACCCCUACCGCUCGAUUGGAAAACGGCCUUAGUAACUUUCAUCCCUAAAUCAGGCAAAUCUGUAAACAUCGACAAUCUCAGACCAAUUUCCCUAACCUCAUGCGUAGGGAAACUUAUGGAAGCCAUGGUCCGGGACAGGCUCUCUGAAUACUUAGAGGCCCGACACACAUUUGCAGACACUAUGUACGGCUUCCGCCCACAUCGCUCUGCUCAGGACAUCCUCCUGCAACUCCAUCGUGACGUUGUCGAACCGGUCGAACAUCCCAGUGACGACAAGGUAGUCCUCGCCUUAGAUCUCAAGGGAGCUUUCGAUAACGUUACCCAUGACAUCAUCCUUACCAACCUAUCACAAUCAAACUGUGGGCAUAAUGCUUUUAGGUACGUCCGCCAAUUCCUCAUAGAACGGCAGACAUACCUGCAUAUUCAAGACAAGGAGCAUGGACCGUACCCCCUCGGUACGCGCGGAACACUACAGGGAGCAGUCCUCGCUCCUCUUCUGUUCAAUCUUGCCAUGGCUCACCUUCCCUCAUUGCUAAACGAUGUCCCAGGCGUGCAGCACGCUCUGUACGCCGACGACAUCACGCUGUGGGCAACUCAGGGUUCCCUUGGUAGCAUCGAGACAUGUCUGCAACAUGCCGCGUCGAUUGUUGACAGCUACGCCCGCAGCUGCGGUCUCGAAUGCUCACCCACCAAAUCGGAAUACGUGCAUCUUCGCCCCAAACCGAACAUGACACAAAUUGAACUCACCUUGUGUAACAGGGCCAUUCCGGAACGCAACGAAAUCAGAGUCCUGGGACUCUUCAUACACAAACACCGCAAAAUUGACACCACUCUGCGCAAAUUACGCACUGUGGGGGAUCAGGUGGGCCGCAUGAUCCGCCGGGUUUCGAACAAGCGAGGAGGUUUCAAAAGCCGUGCUGCUCUGCGCCUCGCCAACGCUUUCGUGACCAGCCGGAUCUUUUAUUCGACACCUUACCUGCGUCUGCGUAAAUGCGACGAGAAUACACUAGACUGUAUACUCCGCAAAAUUUACAAACGUGCCCUAGACCUCCCCAUCUCAACGUCGAACCAACGUCUCGCAGACCUGGGCAUGACAAACACGUACGGGGAACUUAAAGAGGCUCAUCUUAAUAACCAGUACCUGCUCCUUAGUAGGUCUCAGGAUGGAAACAACCUCCUACACCACCUCCACAUUUCCAACACCCACAAGGUGGAAGAGCGUACCGCGAUCCCCAAGGAUUGGCGUGGUGCACUGAUCAUUCCGCCUCUGCCCCAAAACAUGACAAAUGGGACUCACGAUGGGCGGCGUACAGCGCGGGCUACAGCCCUACAGCAACGGUAUGGCUCACGCCCGGGAGUCUUCUACACGGACGCAUCCGGCCCCCGCCACGGCGGGUGGUACACGGCCGCUGUGGUUCACCAAAGCGUACCUAUUCAAGGGCUCACCUUUCGAGCACCAGACAUCACACACGCGGAGGAGGUCGCCAUAGCCCUCGCCGCAGCGGACCCCGCAUCUCGGAUAAUUAUUACCGAUUCGCGGAGAGCGUGCCAAAAUCUCACACGGGGUUGCAUCAAUGAUCGCGCCGCCGAAAUCCUUAAGCGAUGCUAUUGUCUAGAUCGCCCAAAUCCACGCACCGUCAUCUGGACUCCUGCUGAUACGGGGCUAGUUGGAAACGAAGCUGCAGAUGCCUCGGCCCGCGCGCUUAAUUACCGGGACCCGCCUCGCCCUCCAUCGCCUGAUGUUCCAGAACCCAAUCCGGCUACCUCUUUCAGAGAAAUCACCGCUAUGUACAAAUCGAACAGGCUCCGCUUCCCACCCCCAGCAUCGGGCCUGCCCAAGAAGGACGAGCGCUGGCUUCUCCGUCUCUAUACCAAUACAGUAUUGUGCCCGGCGAUACUCAAACAUUUCAAUCCGGCAUUCUCUGGGGAAUGCCCGCACUGUGACCAUCCGUUCGCGGAUACUUUCCAUGUGGUGUGGGCAUGCCCCUCUAAUCCGGCGGUCCCGCCACUUUCUUCUCCUUCCCUCCCUACCCGAGAGAGCUGGGAGGCUGCCCUGCUCGGUUGCUCGACCCUAGAGGACCAGCGUGCCCUAGUGGCCCGAGCGCGUGCUGCAGCGGAAGCCACAAGGGUCCCGGACUAG